AUGUCCUCCAUCCUGCCCUUCACCCCUCCCAUCGUCAAGCGGCUCCUGGGCUGGAAGAAAGGCGAGCAGAACGGGCAGGAGGAGAAAUGGUGCGAGAAGGCGGUGAAGAGCCUGGUGAAGAAGCUGAAGAAGACGGGGCAGCUGGACGAGCUGGAGAAGGCGAUCACCACGCAGAACAUCAACACCAAGUGCAUCACCAUCCCCAGAUCCCUGGAUGGCAGGCUCCAAGUAUCCCACAGGAAAGGCCUCCCCCAUGUGAUCUACUGCCGGCUGUGGCGCUGGCCAGACCUGCACAGCCACCAUGAGCUGCGGGCCAUGGAGAUGUGCGAGUACGCCUUCAACAUGAAGAAGGAUGAAGUCUGUGUCAACCCCUACCAUUACCAAAGAGUGGAAACCCCAGUGUUGCCCCCGGUGCUGGUGCCCCGGCACACGGAGAUUCCGGCUGAAUUCCCGCCGUUAGACGACUACAGCCACUCCAUCCCAGAGAACACUAACUUCCCAGCAGGUAUCGAGCCCCAGAGCAACUACAUUCCAGAAACCCCUCCUCCAGGAUAUUUGAGUGAGGAUGGAGAAACCAGUGACCACCAGAUGAAUCCCAGCAUGGAUGCAGGUUCUCCAAACUUAUCACCCAACCCCAUGUCUCCAGCACACAAUAAUCUGGACCUGCAGCCCGUCACCUACUGCGAGCCGGCCUUCUGGUGCUCCAUCUCCUACUACGAGCUCAACCAGAGGGUGGGAGAGACCUUCCACGCCUCCCAGCCCUCCAUGACCGUGGAUGGAUUCACCGACCCGUCGAAUUCCGAGCGUUUCUGCCUGGGUUUGCUCUCCAACGUGAACAGGAACGCCGCCGUGGAGCUCACGAGGCGACACAUCGGAAGAGGAGUCAGGCUCUACUACAUCGGCGGGGAGGUGUUUGCCGAGUGCCUCAGUGACAGUGCCAUCUUCGUGCAGUCCCCCAACUGCAACCAGCGCUACGGCUGGCACCCUGCCACUGUCUGCAAGAUCCCCCCAGGGUGCAACUUGAAGAUCUUCAACAACCAGGAAUUUGCUGCUCUGCUGGCUCAGUCAGUGAACCAGGGCUUCGAGGCCGUGUACCAGCUGACCAGGAUGUGCACCAUCAGGAUGAGCUUCGUCAAGGGCUGGGGAGCAGAGUACAGGAGGCAGACGGUGACCAGCACUCCCUGCUGGAUCGAGCUGCACCUCAACGGCCCCUUGCAGUGGCUGGACAAGGUCCUCACCCAGAUGGGCUCCCCCAGCAUCCGCUGCUCCAGUGUCUCCUAAGGAAACUCCUCCUGAGGGGAACAAAGACUGCGGAAAACCCUUAGCAAAAGGCAUAGUCAAACAAAUUCCCAGUUAUUCAAGUUGAUAAAGAAAAAAACCAAUCUGCUCUAAAAAAAAAAAAAAAAAGAAAAAAAAAGUGGGUUUUCUUCGUUUUGUUGGUUUUUUAAAUACCCUGUUUAAGCCACUUCCACUGAAACCGUCGGCACUUUGGUUGGGAUGCUCCCGUUGCGGUUGGAAUUUGGAGCUGGAGUUUAUCCUGAUAAAGGACUGGAGAGUGCUGUGCCUCCCCCUCUGUGUGAGCACACAGGAGCCACCACAGCUCCAAGGAAACUUUCCCUCUGCCUCACACAACUCCAGGGAUGACUCCUGCUCCUGCAUUCCCGUGUCAUCCACCUGAUCCACACCUGGAAUUGCAGCAGCAGGGGGGGAGAGGAAGCAUUUAAAGCACCCAAAGGAACAGAUUCCUCCAGUGAUGUUCCUAAAAGGAAGGAAUUUCCCACACUACCCCCGAGGAGGCAGAGCCUUGGGAUGCAGCUGAGGCCUCAUGGGUCAGACUGGAUUGAUGGGAAGCAAAAAGCCAAAUUUAAGGCUCUUCCUGAUGUUGCUGCAGCGACUUUUGACUGGAGCUGCUCCCAGAUGGACAGUGGUCUGUGGGGAGCUCUGGAGUGGUUAAACCUUUCUCUGUUUGCAUUAACUCCAUCAAGUUUGUGUUGUUCUCUCACUCUGUUGGAUGGUGUUGCCUCUCCUGAAGCCGGAGGGGCUCCGUGGGAUCAGUGUCCAGGUGGGACAGGGCUGGCAGUGCCCAGGCCCUCUGCCAUGAGCACAACACACCCCAGGGUGGGGCAUCCCCUGGGACAGCCUGGACAGCUCAGCCCAGCCCCUCUGCUGACAACUGAUUCCAGCUGAUGGAAAUGCUCCGAGAUGUGUUUUUGCCUGGAGAACUGGGGAGAGUGUGUAUUUACUUGUAUUAUAAAAUGUUCAUUUUAAACAUACAUGCUCCAGACUGUUUAAUAUUUUUCUUUUUCCCUGCAGCAACUGUCAUGGCAAACAACUUCCACAACUGGAAAAAAAAAACCCCUUAGCACUUGUUUUUAUGGUUCACAUUUGCCAAAUAAGUCUCCUGACUUUGUCAGUGCUGUCCAGUUCUGUGUCUCUUUGUACCUGCAGUGAAUAUCUUACACAUUUGUGCCAAAAUGUUCGAGGGGGAGGGGAGAAAGUGAGAAUCAGUUUCCUAUGGAAAUCUUUUCUUGUUUUUUUUUUAUUAUUAUUUUCUAUAUGGAAGACAAACCCAGCAGCUGGAUGUGGCUGUGGGAAGGACUGGCUGGGCUGGGCUGGGCUUUGGGCUGGUUUGUGUCGAGGCUUUAAUCCUGCAAGCUGAGCUCCCAGGUGUGAGCGCGGGCAGGGGUGGAGCACCCUGAUCCCGGGGGGAGCUGCUUGGAAUCAUAUCCCAGGAGUUUCCAUGGACCUGCUUUCCCAGUGUCCUUGUUCCUGGGAGGCCUCUGUGUCAACCUCAGGUCCUGGUUUGUCAAACUCCACCACUUUUGGCCUGAGGGUCCGAGACGCUCGGAGGGCACUGGGACAGCCCGGGGGUCGCUGCUGCUCCUGGAAAUGGGACCUUUUAGGGAGUUUUCUUCCAGAAACAAGAAAUUACCUUGGUUUUUUUUUAUGUCUGAAAUUGAAGUUCUGGGGAAGAUUCUCGGUGGUGGAUGUGCUCCUGAUGAUGCAGCACCUGGGAAAAUCCUCUUGCAGCGUCCUGACCGGAGCUUUCCCUGUGCAGCACAACCUGGACCAGCACUGGAGGCUUUCUGAGGUGUUUAUUUGGUUUAGUCUUUGCAGUGUGUCUGAUGUGACUGGGGCAGGAAGAGCAGCUGCAUAAAACAGGAUUUUCUAGCCACUUACACAGUGGGUUUGUGUCUCACUGUGGUUUGAUUCAGCGUUUAUGUUCAGGUACAGGUUUCUAACCUGGUUGCAAACAAAAAUUUAUCCUGCAUUUUGUGGAAAUGUUUGACUUUUGGCUGUUUAGGGAGAGAGGGGAAAAUGUCUGCUCUGUAAAAUGGCCCCAGGUUUCCUCUCUGAGUGUCUUAUUUGCUUAUUUUAGUGACAAAUUGUUGUUGUCCUCAGAAUCCUGGAGGAAGUUGGACUCUGGUGCCUUGUGCUUUAACAACAAAAAUGGCACCUGAAAUUCCAGAGUCGGGGAUUACAGGUGACAGCGUGUGCAGCAGCCCAGCCUGACCCAGAGGCCACAAGUGGGAAUAAAUCCCAGUUUUGAUAUGAAUUUUGCACACAGAGUCACCUCCUCAGCCAGCCUGCACUGCCAGCAGGAACCAGAUCUGUAUCUCCUUGCUAAGGGAUAAUUAAUUGCUGGCUGUUAUUAAUUGAGGCCUUUUGAAAAACCAGGAUGAUGCAUAAAAACUUUGGUUAAUCUCCCUUCAUCAUCCCUUAAGUAAAAUGACUUCCAGUGGAAAAUGUGAGCUGGGCCAGCAGUGCAGUGAGAUAAACCAGAGAUUAUCUCCACUAAAGUAUUAAUUUCCUGCCCUUUGUUUGCUUCUCACUAAUUCAUAAAAGCUUUGUGGGUGCCAGAGUUACCUUGGGAAGUGCAGUGGAGAGUCCUGAGCCCUGGGCAAAGGCAGGGAUAGGGCUGGAUGUGAUCCCAGGGAUAUUGUGGCUGCUCUGCCUUUGCUGUCAUGGUUCAGUGGCUGUGUGGAUAAAAUUGAAUUCCCAUUCCUGCAGACACCAAGGAGAGGGAGCAGGAACUGGGCUGGGAUUGCUGGGGGCAGUGGGGCCCUGAGGGCACAGGUGGCUUUGCUGGGGGUUGAUUUUUCCUGGAACUUUACUGGGAUGUGCCCAGCCCUGCCCUGGCUCAGAUUCCAGCUCCAGCCUGGAAUACCCUCUCCUUUCCUGGCAGUCUUGGCUAUUCCACCAGGAUUUCACACAUUUUUGUUACCGGCAGAGUCAGUGGCAGGAACUUUGACCCUUUCCUGGGUGUGGCCACACAGGGCCUGGUGCUGGAAGGUGCCACCGACAGCCUUCUGCCAUUCCAGGACUGGGCUGAUUUAUUUUUCCUGUUAAUGUAUGGAAUUGCAGUUUGCAUUUUGUGUUAAGCUUGUCUUAGAAGUAAUCCAGGGCUGUCCAUUUGAUUUAAUCUCCAGGAAUCAGUGUGCAUAUGUACAAAGAUGGAGAAAUCCAAUCAUAGCUCAUUUUCCCGGGGCUCUGCCUCCCCGUGCCAGGAAAAGGCUGAGUUACUUUGAGUUCCUCCCAGUUUCCUCUCCCCUCAUGGAUCAGUGGAGUUGAACCUGCCCAGGACUCCUUUGCAGGGUGAAGGAUUCAGGACUCAUCUCAAGCAGUGAGUGUUGGUGUCUGUGCCUUGUGCUGCUUCCUAACUGGAAAAGCACAGGGGAGAAGGACACGGUUCAGUGAAGGACUUCAGCCAUGUCACAGAACAUCAUCCAGGUUUUUCCUGGUUCUCUGAGGUACUGGAUGGGUGGGAGGAUGGAAUUUCCCAGAUAUGCUAAGCUAGGAUGAGGAACAGUCCCUCUGGAGUCCUGGAGGAGCUGUGUGGUCGAGCUCACUCUGUUUUGUACCAUGUACGUGCUUUUGUAUUUAUGUUUUCUUUCUUGAGUAUUCAGAUGAAUCAAAUAUUUAAUUUUUAACAGCAAGGGCAGUUAAGGACUCGGAGUAUUAACUAUUCCAUCUGUUCCUUCCUGAUGAUUGCUGGGAAUGAGGAGUGUGUGGAGUGAGGACAGAGCUGGGCACAGCCCCUGUGAGUGAAGCCCCGGCCCGCUGUGCUCCAGCCCCCCACUGUGCUCCCUCAGGGGCCUUUUCCUAAAGCUCUCCAGGCUUUAAAAGGACAAAACCUGUUACUCCAGAACUGGUUGGUUCAUCUUCUGCUCCCUCCAGCACUGGGGAGCCCACCCAGUGUCCCUGGGGGGUCACAUCCAGCUCAUUCCCGCCGGAGCUGCGCCCUGGGAUGGAUCCCUCCGAGCAUGUUUGUGUUAGUGUUAGAAUUCCUGCUGUACCUCCCUGCCACCUCCCGCUUUGCCCUGGCAUUACUCACUGUUUGUUACUCCAGGCCUGUCCCAUGUACUCCCUCCCCUUCCCAUGUUGCAACUGUAAGGUCUGUUUUUGACAUUUUAAUAAACUUUGAUUUGAAAAC
Chiroxiphia lanceolata (lance-tailed manakin) is the source of this 5434-nucleotide messenger RNA. It is a transcript of the gene SMAD3, whose product is annotated as SMAD family member 3. Gene Ontology annotation, molecular function: RNA polymerase II cis-regulatory region sequence-specific DNA binding; DNA-binding transcription factor activity, RNA polymerase II-specific; I-SMAD binding. The coding region runs from base 1 to 1281 and encodes 426 amino acids. Gene Ontology annotation, biological process: regulation of transcription by RNA polymerase II; transforming growth factor beta receptor signaling pathway; BMP signaling pathway. The record is from RefSeq and is a predicted model, not a curated record. The transcript has 9 exons. Gene Ontology annotation, cellular component: heteromeric SMAD protein complex. NCBI's taxonomy places the organism in Eukaryota, Metazoa, Chordata, Aves, Passeriformes, Pipridae.